UCAGUAACAAAAUUGUACCUAACCUAUAUAACCUCCAUAUUCUUGCUUCAUGAUAACCUCGUGGAAAUUGAAGACCACGCUGUAUAGAUUUUUAGUAAUAAUUACGCGCGAUUAAUACGUAUUUAUUUGUGUAAAAAAAUUAAUAUUUUUUUUUAAAUCAAAAUGGGGAAAAAAUCGAAGAUUGGAAAGCAGAGAAAGGAUAAAUACUAUCAAUUAGCCAAAGAAACUGGUUAUAGGUCGCGUGCUGCUUUCAAGUUGAUUCAAUUAAAUCGGAAAUUCGAAUUUCUUCAAAAGUCCAGAGUAUGCAUCGAUUUGUGCGCUGCACCUGGCGGCUGGAUGCAAGUUGCCAGGCAAAAUAUGCCAAUAUCAUCGAUAGUCAUUGGUGUGGACUUAUUUCCGAUAAAGCCCAUUCCGGGAUGUCUCAGUCUCGUGGAAGAUAUUACAACAGACAAAUGUAGAGUUGCUAUCUCACGUGAAUUGAAAACAUGGAAGGCUGAUGUUGUUUUGAACGAUGGUGCUCCCAAUGUAGGAAAAAAUUGGCUUCACGACGCGUAUCAGCAGGCUGUUCUGACGUUAUCAGCUCUUAAAUUAGCUACUCAAUUCUUAAAAGCUGGUGGUUGGUUUGUAACAAAAGUAUUCCGCUCUAAGGAUUAUCACCCAUUGAUCUGGGUGUUGAAACAAUUGUUUAAGAAGGUACAUGCUACUAAACCUCAAGCAUCACGUAGUGAAUCUGCAGAAAUUUUUGUAGUUUGUCAAUAUUAUAUUGCUCCUGAUAAAGUAGAUUCCAAGUUCUUCGAUCCAAAGCAUGUCUUUUCUGAAUUGCAAAUAGAAACUACGAACAAAUUAAAUGUUCUUCAUCCAGAGAAGCUAAAGAAACAUAAAGUAGAGGGAUAUCCUGAGAACGAUUACACGUUAUAUCAUAAAUUAUCUGCAAAAGAGUUUAUCGCCUGCGAAGACGCAAUAAAAGCUUUGGAGAAUACUUCCGAAAUCGUGAUAGACGAUGAGUUCAUCGACAAGCACGAGAAAACGACUAAAGAAAUUAGGGAAUGCUGUAAGGAUAUUAAAGUACUUGGACGAAAAGAUGUGAAGCUCCUACUCAAUUGGUGGAAAGCGUUAAAACACACGCAAACCGAAACAAAUGAAGCGAAAAAUAUAACUGAAGAUGAAACUACUGCCGCAUCUGCCGCCGUUAGUCUCGAAGAACAGGAGGAUUUGGAAGACGAGGCAAUUCAAAAGCAGAUUGCCGAGCUCCGGCAAGCAGAAGCCAGAGAGUUAAAACGGAAAAAGAAGAAGGCUAAUAAGGAAAGGCAGAAGUUGAACGAACGUCUCAAUUUGAAAAUGGUUCACAAGAUCGACGAGGGACCUAAAUUGGAAGGAGACGAUUUGUUUAAUUUGAAUCAGAUUCAAACCAAUCAGCAAUUAGAGCAAGCUGUAGAUCAAACGCCUGACGUCGUGGCAGAGAGCGAUGUGGACUCGGACGAGGAAAUCAAACCGAAAACGAUUCAUUACGAGAAAGAUGCAGGUCAUUUGGACAGCAAGGGCUUGUACUACAAAUCAGAAGAAAGUGAGAAAAGUGACACUGAUGCCUCAGAUGAUGACAGCGAGAAAUCUGGACUAGGUUUGGACGAUUCAGAGGAUGACAGUACAAAUAAACCGCAAAAGAAGCAACAACUUAAAGAUUCCGAAAGCAAUCCGUUAUUAACUGAUCUAGAUUUCCGGGACAAAGAAACUAAAAGAGCUCAUAAAGCAGCACUCUGGUUUCAGAAAGAUGUGUUUAAAAACUUGGAGAAUGAAGAUGAUGCAGAUUAUGAAUUAGAUAAAAUAAUUGAACAAUAUAAGAAGAAAGGCGGACAUGUUCUCGGAGAAGAGAAGAAGGUGCAAGAGAAAGUGAGUGAGGAAAAGAAACGAAAACGCAAAAUCAGUGAAAAUACUGAAAAUGAUGAUUCAAAUUCGGAUUAUGAUAUGGAAGAAAUGAUGGCGCCUAAUAAAACAUUGAAAAAAAUCAGCGGAAAGGAUGGUUUUGAGGUAGUGCCACAAGAAACAGAUAAAAAGCCGAAGAAAAAGAAAUUGACUCCCGAAGAUUUAGCGCUCGGAUCGUUGCUGAUUCAAAGUAAAAAAUCUCGAAGAGAUCUGACUGACUCGGCUUGGAAUAGAUAUGCGUUUAACGACGAGAAAUUGCCCGAUUGGUUUGUGAAGGAUGAGGAAAAGCACAUGAAGAAGGAGGUGCCCGUGCCUAAAGAACUUGCCGAUGAAUAUAAAAAGAGAGUGGAGGACUUGAAUGUAAGACCUAUUAAGAAAGUAAUGGAGGCUAAAGGAAGGAAAAAGAAACGCGCGAUGCGCAAACUUGAGAAGGCCAAGAAGAAGGUUGAAGCAUUGAUGGAUAAUGUAGAUAUUAGCGACAGGGAGAAGGCCAAACAAGUUAGAGCGUUGUACAAGAAAGCUCGUCAGGAGCCAAAGAAGGAAGUCACAUAUAUCGUAGCGAAGAAACAUACCGCGCAGAAGCGGGCCGUUCGGCCUCCCGGUGUGAAAGGUCGAUAUAAAAUAGUCGAUCCGAGGAUGAAGAAAGAUUUACGCGCGGCGAAAGCGAAGGAAAAAACUAAAGGACGUGGAAAGAAAAAUCGAGGCAAUAAUCGGGGCAAAAAACCGAGGGCGCAGCCUAAAACCAUGAAGAGGAAAAGUAAAUGAUCGCCUUAUUUCCCCACAUUGCAAAACAUUGUUUAAUUCAUAAGGACUACAACCUUAUGCAUCUAUUUGCAUAAUUCAGUUGCGGAUAUUUAAAUAAAUAUUUUUAUUACAGUACA
This is a messenger RNA of Wasmannia auropunctata (little fire ant), 2801 nucleotides long. RefSeq names its product pre-rRNA processing protein FTSJ3. The coding region runs from base 163 to 2685 and encodes 840 amino acids. Gene Ontology annotation, molecular function: rRNA (guanine) methyltransferase activity; rRNA (uridine-2'-O-ribose)-methyltransferase activity. NCBI's taxonomy places the organism in Eukaryota, Metazoa, Arthropoda, Insecta, Hymenoptera, Formicidae. The record is from RefSeq and is a predicted model, not a curated record. The transcript has 6 exons. Gene Ontology annotation, cellular component: preribosome, large subunit precursor; nucleus; nucleolus. Gene Ontology annotation, biological process: maturation of LSU-rRNA from tricistronic rRNA transcript (SSU-rRNA, 5.8S rRNA, LSU-rRNA); rRNA methylation; maturation of 5.8S rRNA from tricistronic rRNA transcript (SSU-rRNA, 5.8S rRNA, LSU-rRNA).